This is a messenger RNA of Cooperia oncophora, 966 nucleotides long. The record is from the annotation of a GenBank genome assembly. NCBI's taxonomy places the organism in Eukaryota, Metazoa, Nematoda, Chromadorea, Rhabditida, Trichostrongylidae.
AUGGCAGCUUUUCAGAAGAUGCACCCUAAUGUGAUGAGCUUCCAUCCAUUCCACCUUGCUGGACUUCCCGCUGAGGUGGUUGAGGAGAUCUACAGUGAGGGUGGUUGCGAUCCCCCUAGAUUUUCCUAUCGAAAAGAGAGCAUAAUGAGGGAUCGAUUCACGUUCCACCCUGGAGGAGCAACUGUUAUGACAGACUACGAGAAGAAUGUCGAGCUUGGUAAAAUGAGGCGUUUGGAGCAGGAGAAACAGCAACCUCAAGCACUUGAGAAACUCAGUACUACGAUGGAGAUGAAGCCCAAUGAAGAGCAAAUUGCAGUGGAAAGCAGAAAACGACGAAAAGGACAAGACAUGCAGGACUACUGGGCAUCUAAAGAGCAACAGAUUCUUGAGUUAAAGGCUAAGAGAGGACGGAAAAAACUGGGCUUCUCAGAAAAAGAUCAAGACGAAGCGUUUCGCGAACAACAACGACCAGGGAAGACGGAUCUGCACCGCAAAAUUGACAAGCGAGAAGAGCUCCAACCGGAAUCACCAGCGCGAUUCAUGGACAACCUAAUUGGAGAGAGUUCUAGGAAAAAGCGUAGAGAACAGUUUGCAUACCUUGGACAAGAUUUCCGGAGGUCACCGGAGGGAAUUUCUAAAGCACCUCAAGGAAAAAACGAUGGAAAAACUCCCAAGGGUUUUGGAGCUCGCAUGGGUCAGAGUAGAUUCUCACCAGUGAGAUUUCUGGGGCAUAUCAUUGACGCACCGUAUAAUCGAAAAUCCACUAAAGUGAUUGCAGUAGUUCCAAUGCCGAAGUUUCAUCCAGCAGUUGAGGCAAAGAAUGAGAGAGUUCUUGUGCAACAGGCUGCUCCUAUCGUUAGGACACCAGGAAAGUCUUCAUCAUCGAAGAAGCGCCGCAGGUCGCAAAAGGAUAUGAAAAAGUCUCCGUCUUCAAAUAAGCGCCACCGAAAGUUGGCGAAACCUUGA